Molecule: messenger RNA, 1886 nt
Organism: Arachis stenosperma
Lineage: Eukaryota; Viridiplantae; Streptophyta; Magnoliopsida; Fabales; Fabaceae
Product: protein PHYTOCHROME KINASE SUBSTRATE 1
Exons: 1
Coding region: 260-1726 (488 amino acids)
Biological process (GO): phototropism
Source: RefSeq, a predicted model, not a curated record
UUGAACCCUUCCUUUUUAAGUUCCCUAGUGCAACCAUUUUCUUCUCCACUAUCUUCCUUUGCACCCUUUUUUUGUUAAUUUUUCUUUCUUUUUCCCACACCACUCACAAAAUCAGCUCUUCUACUUUUCCCCAGUAUUGCAGGGUCUUUGUCUUCAUCAUUUUUAUUUACUUUCCCCUCUAAUUCUUUGUUCUUCAUCAUUUUUCUCUUUUUGUCACUUAACAACUUUGAUUUGAUUUCCUUCAAAUAAUUCUAUAACAAUGGUUAGUACCAUAUCAUCCACUUCUAAGACCAACCUCUAUAAUACUAAGUUGCAAAACUUCAACUCUGAUGAUGCAAUUUUCUCUCCAUACUUAAACAAGAACCAAGGAACAAGCCAAAAACUUAGUCCCUUUAUCAGAAGGGAUUCGUUUCAGCACCACCAUGGUGAAAAGAAGAAGGAGGAAGACGGCGAAAUCGGAGUAUUCGGUGCAGAAAAAUACUUCAACGAUGGUGAGGUUGAUUCCUCAUCAGUAGCUUCUUCAAGCAUAGCUACUUCAAAGUACUUGCACCAACACAAAGAUCACCAUCAAAUAGCUCAAGAAUCUUAUGGAACUCCGAGUAUUCGCUCUGAAUCAACAUGUAACAGCCAAAGUGCACUCUUACACAGUGCUAUGAUGAUGAGGAACUCUCAAAGGAACAACAAGAACAAGAACAUGAACAACAACAACAAGGCACUGGCAAAGAGUUUUCUUGCUGGUAUUGGCAUCAAAUGUUCUUGUUCCGACAAGAAUUCUGUUGAGAUCAAUGAUCAUGCAGGCGAAAUCAGCUUCAGCAAAACCGCUAUCUAUGAUGUUUAUCUUGGAAAAACAGUACCAAGAAAGAUCUUAAAUUCUGGUGCAGAUUCUGAUACUCAUUCACCUAAAAUCUCAAAGCCAGUUGAGAAGUUCAUUGGUGUUGGAUUGAACAAAGAUUUCCCAUUUUCACCAGUGAGUUCUUCUUCUGGUUUGGGAAAUCAUUUUGUGAAAAUGCAAAUCCAAUCAUCACAAGCACAAGAAGAAGGAGAAGAAGAAGAAAAAGAAGAGGAGCCAAGAAAAUCACUUGCAGUGUUUGGUUCUCCAAUUCUGAGUCACAAGAGCAAGUCCUCAAGCUUUGACAAAAAACUAAGAAUCCCAAAAAGAAUGGAAGAUAUUAUUGAUCAUCACAAGCAUAAUCAUUUGGGUGCUAAUUCAGGUUCAAACUUCAAUGAUGCUGCAAGCGAUGCAAGCUCAGAUCUGUUCGAGAUUGAAAGCAUCAAAGGCAAUAAUUCAUUUCUUGCAAGACAAGCAACAUCAGGGUGUGGAAGCCCCACAGGCUAUGCACCAAGUGAAGCAAGCAUAGAAUGGAGUGUGGUCACUGCAAGCGCCGCCGUGAUGUCAGAUUGCGACGAGCAGAUGUCUGAGGUAACUGUAAGGAGUCCAAUAAGAGUGCCGGUGGCAGCAUCAUCUUCAAGAAGGGAGACACAGAGGCGGCGCAGCCACGGCAUGCUUUUGGGUGGCUGCAAGAGCCAUAAAGCAGUUAGAGUUGCCGGUGAUGCUUUCAUAACAUAUGAGAAGCCAAAUUCUAAUGUUAAUAGUCCACAAAGUCGGCACCAUAGAAUCAGUAAUAGCUCCUCUCACUCUCAGCUUGCAAGGUUUCAAAAAGAGUCAUCAAAGGUUGCAAGGCAUGCAUAUGCUGCAACUCCACCCUCACAAUUACUAUACAAAUAGAUCUUCUUUUUCUUCUUACACUCCACUUUGAAAUUCAUCCUCAGUCUUGUCUAUUUCUUCCUGCAAUAUAUAAAUAUUAUUUAGUCCUAUGUGUUCUUCUUGUUAUUGUUAUUAUCUGUAAGAGUAUUUGCAGUUUCUGAUUAAAAGUUGAUGGAAAUAA